AUGACCAUUUUACCACUAUAUUUGCAUGAAGGGUUGAUUAAAAUUGUGGAGGAAAGUGUAAAGAUUGAUCAAAAUUUGUCCCCAAAUAAGCCGGUUUAUUUUCUUGGAGAAUCUUUUGAUCAUGUGGUCUACCGAUGUGACAGUGGUUUUGGUGUCUUGGGACUUCUCGUGGAUAACAUUCAACAUUUCAGCUUGUUACCCGGCUACCUAUUUUGGCUGGUGCUGGUGGGGCUUUUGGCUGCUUCACCUUAUAUCACAAUGGAUGGUGCUUAUCAUUUUAUGCCAUCUGGCCAGAGCUCUUCAUUGCCUCCUAGAAGCUAUCAUGUCAACCUUCAACAGUUGUUUUGGACAGGCACCUUCUUGCAAAAGAUAUUGUGUACAUGUUCUUCUGCUGCUAUUGUGGAUUCUGGAACAUCCAUGCUUACUGGUCCAACUGUAUGUAUCUCACGUGAAGCUUCUGCUAGAAUUAUUAAUCUUAGAGAUUUCAAGUUUUUCAUAUUUCUUGUAUCUAAUUAG
Lactuca saligna is the source of this 516-nucleotide messenger RNA. The record is from the annotation of a GenBank genome assembly. Lineage: Eukaryota; Viridiplantae; Streptophyta; Magnoliopsida; Asterales; Asteraceae.